This is a messenger RNA of Ziziphus jujuba (common jujube), 1892 nucleotides long. RefSeq names its product tubby-like F-box protein 3. Lineage: Eukaryota; Viridiplantae; Streptophyta; Magnoliopsida; Rosales; Rhamnaceae. The transcript has 6 exons. Bases 329 to 1507 code for a protein of 392 amino acids. The record is from RefSeq and is a predicted model, not a curated record.
UUAUUUGUGUCAUUUAGACACCCUAUUUUCAAUCCCAAUUUCCAAAAUUUUCCAAAAAACAGAGAAAACAAAAAUAGAAAAUUUCUCAAACUGUUUCCUUUUCUUUACUCCCCUCUCUCAAAAGCAACUCUCAUUCUCACUACUCAUUCUCAUCCCCAACCUAUCCCAUCCUAACCACCAAAACCCAACAAAGAAAAAAAAAGGAAAAAAAAAAAAUAAAUGGAAACUUUAUCAUUUAUAAUAAUUUGUUGAUUGUAUAUAUAUAUAUAUAGAGAAACGCUUAAAUUUGUGGGUGAGGAAGAAACUAGAGUUUUGAAGAAGAAAGAAAAUGUCUAUAAGGAGUAUGAUUCAAGACAUAAGGAUGUCAAGGCCCCAAAGGGUCAUUCAGGACGGUUCGCCGGCGACUCGGGCUGAGUUAUGCGAUGGACUCAGUCAGAGCUGUUGGGCCAACAUGCCUCAGGAGCUUCUCAGGGAAGUACUGCUCAAAAUCGAGUCUUCUGAGUCCGCCUGGCCGGUGAGGAAGAGCGUCGUGGCUUGUGCAGGUGUUUGCCGGAGCUGGAGAGUGAUAACCAAGGAGAUCGUCAAGACCCCUGAACUCUCUGCAAAGUUGACCUUUCCUAUCUCCGUCAAGCAGCCUGGUCCAAGGGAUGUUCUCCUCCAAUGCUUUAUAAAACGGAAUCGUUCCAACCAAACUUAUUUUCUUUACCUAAGUUUGACAAAUGCACUAACUGAUGAUGGGAAAUUCCUUCUUGCUGCCCGCAAAUGUAGACGCCCCACAUGCACUGAUUAUAUCAUCUCUCUGCAUGCUGAUGAUAUGUCAAAGGGGAGUAGCACCUAUAUUGGGAAACUGAGAUCAAAUUUUCUGGGAACCAAGUUCACAAUCUUUGAUGGGCAGCCGCCAUGUGCUGGAGCCAAGGUUAUAAAAAGCCGCUCUACUAGGCUGGUGAACUUGAAACAGGUUUCACCUAGGGUCCCUGCUGGAAACUACCCUGUGGCUCAUAUUUCAUAUGAGCUAAAUGUGUUGGGUUCCAGCAGGGGUCCUAGGAGAAUGCAGUGUAUCAUGGAUGCUAUUCCUUCCUCUGCAAUUGAACAUGGAGGAGUAGCCCCUACACAAACAGAGCUUUCUCUUAGCAAUGUAGAUUCCUUUCCUUCACUCCCAUUUUUCCGAUCAAAGUCAAACCGCACAGAAAAUUUGCUAUCAGGACCUUUGGCUAGCCAAAAAGAUGGAGUGGUGGUGUUAAGAAACAAGUCUCCUAGAUGGCAUGAGCAACUCCAGUGUUGGUGUUUGAACUUUCAUGGACGAGUAACGGUUGCUUCAGUGAAAAACUUUCAAUUGGUGGCUUCUCCUGAGAAUGGACCAGCUGGGCCAGAACAUGAGAAGAUCAUCCUCCAGUUUGGAAAAGUAGGGAAAGACUUAUUUACCAUGGAUUACCGGUAUCCAAUUUCGGCAUUUCAGGCCUUUGCAAUCUGCCUCAGCAGCUUUGACACCAAGAUUGCUUGUGAAUGAUACAUGUAAGAAUCAGGAGCAGGAAAGGAUUGUAAGCUAUGUAUUAUGUAGAAUGCUAUAAAAUUUUCUUUUGAAGGUGAUUUCCAUGCUGGUUUGGUAUGCAGACGAUGCAAGACAACUGCUAUAACUCAUUUCUGGGUUUUGCUUUUGCCGGCUGGAGCCUUGAUUUGUCAAAUUGGGAAGAGCUCGUAAAAUUAAGAUUAGAUGAAGAACUUUGGAACAUAGCCAACCAUAAUGUUUCUUGUGCUGUAUAUUUUGUUUUUUUUCCCAUGUAAAUAGUAACAAUACCAUCCAGAAAUUUGGCUUAUCCUGUAAUUCAAUGUUGGCUCAUCAUGUUUCACAGUGUUAAUAUUACGUUUUAUUUUAUUUUAUUUUAUUUUUGGUA